AGUUUAGUUUUAAAAAUCCCCCCCUCAUUGUCCCCCCUGUGAGCUUUUACGGUUUACGGUUUUCACUUCACUCAUUAUCAGUUUCUCCUCUUAUUUGCGCUGCUUUUCUCUGUUUCCGUGCUGUAGUUCAUAGUUUCAUCAAGUGAAAGUGUGGAAAUAUUAUGGAUCCUUACUGAUGUGCUUCUUAGAGUUCUUCUUCCUAUGAGACAUUCCUGGGUGAUAGUGAUUCAGGGACGAGCGUAUGGUGAAUUGAAUGUUUCUUGUCUCCAAGAACCAGUAAUUAAGAGGGCCUGUCUACCAAGUCAAGUGGUUAAUUGAAAGGCUCAGCUGCUGCUGUCUCACCACGAGUCAUAUAAGUUCAUGUCAUCAUGAAGGUUCGAGUUGUCUAUGAUUUCCAAGGAGAACCCAACUCAUCAGAACUAUCAGUAACAAGUGGAGAAAUCCUAACGGUUACAAGACAAGAUGUCGGUGAAGGGUGGUGGGAGGGGACCAACCACCUUGGCCGAACUGGGCUGUUUCCAGCAGCGUAUGUUGAGGAAGUCAAAGUCAGCGUGCCUCCUGCAGUUCCUCCCCCACCUCUACCGAAAGACUGGGAAACCAAUUCAAAUAACGCUGAUAAUCUCUACUGCAAUACCCAGCAGACGUAUGAACCUGUAGAUUUCUGGGAUGAUGACUGGGACGAUGAUUCAGAGAGCGGAGCGCCACCAGCUUUGCCACCAAGUAACACAGGCAUCAGCAACUAUACACCAUCCAUCAGUGAUGCAAGUUCAAUAGCUGGUGAUGGCAAAGGCACCAUUAAUAAGAAAAGCAGCCGAUUUACCAACUUUCAUAAGGCUGGUGGAGAUAGUUACAUCAUGGGCACUCUGAAAGUGCCCGUACCAGAUUCAGAAAUCGUUCGAAUCAUAGAAAACUCAUAUGGCGAAGGCUACGGUAGUGUGAUCGUAUGGGAAACUAUUGACAAACCGUAUGCCGUUAUGGUGGCCUCUCCCAAAAAAGAUUCCAAGUUUAAAGGCUUGAAAAGUUUCAUUGCGUAUCAGCUAACCCCAACAUUCAACAAUAUUCAAGUCUCCAGACGGUAUAAACAUUUCGACUGGCUUCAUGAACGGCUGGAAGAAAAGUUCAGCCUUAUUCCAAUCCCUCCACUGCCAGAUAAGCAAAUUUCAGGGCGUUAUGAUGAGCAGUUUAUCGAGCGGAGAAAAAACCAGUUGCAGGCUUUUGUCUCAUGCGUUUGUCGGCAUCCAGUUUUGUCUCGGUGCAAAGUGUGGGAACACUUCAUCACAUGCACUGACGAGAAACUGUGGAAAGAUGGUAAACGAAAAGCAGAAAAAGAUAAACUUUUAGGCGCAAAUUAUUUCCUUGCAGUUAAGGCUCCUGAGAAGGCACUCAACCCAGGCACCCUGGAUCAGGACACGGAGAGCUGUUCGAGGUAUAUUCACAGCCUUGAUGGAGCGGCAAAGAAUCUUUUUGCCGUGGCUGGAGAUCAGUCUAAGAAGAAUGUUGCUAUGUAUAAGCGAGAGUUCCAAAAAGUAGGACAUGCUUUUUAUUCUCUCGGCCAAGUAUUGGGAACCGAGGAACGAACAGGGUACGAUAGAUCCAGCAUAACAGCUGCGAUCAAGAAAACUGGCGAUACUUACAACGACAUAGGGAAGCUGUUUGAAGAGCAAGCCAAGUUGGAUUGGGAGCCUCUAGGGGACACGUUACACAUACUCAAGGGUAUUACAGCAUCCUUUCCAGAAAUGUUGACGGUUCACAAGGGAGCAAUUCAAAAGAAGAAGGAGUGUGAAAAACUCUACUCCGAACAGAAAAUGGAUCAUGACCAGCUUGCAGAAGUAUCACGCCGAACAGAUACAGUAUCUUAUGCCCUUCUUGCAGAAAUUAAUUACUUUCAUGCGGAUCAGACUGCCCAGCUGAAUGAAAGCAUCAAGUCUUUUCUAACAGAACAGAUCACAUUCUAUCAAAAAGUUGUCGUAAAACUCCAGGAAGCUCUACACAAAUUUGAGGAAUAACCUCUGUCAUGUCUAAAUAAUUCGACCAAAAUGUCUUGUCUGUGAUAUUCUGUAUGCCUACUUGUAAGACUACCUUUUUUAGAUGUUGUUAAUCAUUGAACUUUUUUUUCUUUCUCUCUUUCGUCUGUAAAUAUAACAUUUAAUAGUGACUGCUGCUUAAGGUGGCAGUCCAUCGCUCUUGAAGACUCUAUGAAUUACAGCAAACUUAUAUUGAUAGUCAGCAAACAUAAACACACAUGAAAUUAUUAAAAUAAACCCAAAAUAUCGAUUUUACUCGCUAUUUUCUGAAAAAUAAGACCCCUUCUCUUUAGCGGCACAUUUUGACCAGAAAUAACCUAGUUUAGGCAAAUAAUAGAAGUAAAAAUUCUAUGUUCAAUCUCGCUAAUCCAAGUGCACUACUGUUUCCUCUCUGAUAAUUUUAGCUCCAAUUUUAAGCCUUUGCAAGAGGUUUGACAAUAGAUAAGUAAAUUGUGCCUCUAGAUGGUAUGGAACUAUUUGUCACUGAAAAUCAAUAGCGGAAUCAUUAUCGUAGUAAAUAUAAUGAUGAUGAUUGUGCACUGGAGAUGAAUAUUCAUUCAAAAGUCGCAAAUAUCCGCUGAUCAAGAUGAUCUUUGUAUUUUGGUCAGAUGGUUUUUAUUGUUUUGUACACUUCUAUGUUUUUUAAUUCUUCUGAGGCUUUUUAAAUCAUCGGAAUGGAAAAUUUCCAAUUUUAGGUACAAUUUAGUACCAUUGUAUGGUCAUUGGUUAGAUUAUUUUAUUUUAUCUGCACUGUGGGAUGACUGAUGUAAAGUCUUUUUUAGAAAAUGUUGUUUUAAAUAAUGCCCUAAUUAUUUCAGAGUUUUUACCGCCGUUUUUGUGGUUUAUUUUUUCUAAAGCUCAAUAUUUUAUAAAAAUACAAAAAGGAAGAAUACUUGACUUUCUUAAUCGUAAUGGAAAAAAUCAGAAUUGUCGCUAGUCCACAAAAAUCAAUGUGAUUUAAUUAUCCCUAUAAAAAAUUGUACUAACCAAUCAAUCAUCUAACUUUAUUUUUAUCAGCAUGCAUUUACCGAUGUAUUAUUCUAGUAUUUACUUUUACUCUGUUUCAAACAAGAUGCUGCGUCUUGGUCACUGGCUGUGGUCAAACUGGAGUUGAGGUUAUUAAAUACAUAACCUUUGCAUAUGAGUUUAAAGAAUUAUUCGCCCAAAACAAAGAGAAAGAAAGGAAGAAAUAUGAACAGGAUUUGUCUGUGAAGAUAGAAUCACAUUUUAAAGCACUUUAAGCUAAUUUUAUUUAAAGUUCCAAACUCAUAUGAAGUGACAGCUGCAAGGUUUGAGCAUAAAAAUAGUCCCAAAGCUCAAAUUAAAAUUUGCUUAAUUGAGAACUCAGAUUCGAACAAAGCACUUCCCCAUUGCAGUGCGACAGAAUCUCCACCAAUACUUCUUUUUUUGCAAGGAGUCUAUUAAACUUGAGAAAAGUUCUAAAGAUAUCGUCAUAUAUUAUGAAUAUUCGGUCAAAUUUUCAUCCCCCUUGAGCACUUUUUUCUCUGUUAAGUUCAAGUAAAAAGAAAUUCUGAAAUACUGAAAUUAAGAAGUGCCCUUUUCACACACAAGUCUUAGACGAAGUUACUUAUCAGAUUCUCUUUUUUUUACUGUGGACAAAUCUUGUUUUUAUUGCUGUGAAUUUUGCUCUUUUUUUCGUCCUUAAUUUUUGCUUAUAAUUCCUGAGACUCAUAGGAGUAAGCAAUCAUCUUUUUUAGUCAAAAAUUUACCCUCAUUUUUCAUUAAAUUGAUGCAAUUCAUCAUAUGCAAGGUAGUUUGCUCACAACCGGACUGAGAGACGGAUCAUCUUAAAACAAACAGCUUAUCUGAGACUAUAUGAAUAGUCCAGAUCUGAUCUGGACUUGUGUAUCGGAUCUAUUAAUGUACCUAUUUUACUUUCCAGGAUAAUCUUAUCUCAAUUUAUUUACAUGUCUCAGAGAUUGAAUCCUGUUUAUUUUUUGCAAUUUAUUUUUCAUUGAAACAUAAUUUUACCAAUGGCUGUCGUCAUUCUCUUGAAAAGUUGAGUAUUCUGUACACUGGCAUUUAUUUUUAUACACAAUAGCAGUAAUUUUUUAUCUAUUCAGUUAAGUGUUUUGCAACCCAUUUAAAGUGGUGUCGAAAAAGUAAUUUUUCUCUCGUCGAUAUUAAUCAUUACAACAACGACUAGAAAAAUUGCCAGCAUUUAUUAGGUAUAUUAUAAAUGAUUCUUUCAGUGCAAAUUGUUCUUCAUAUUUUUUGGUGUGUUUAAAGGGGUAAUGCGAUUCAUGAAACUUUUGAUGUUAGUUUGAUUUUUUAGCUUAUAAUUAUGGAGAAGCAUGUGUUCAGAGUCUCUCCAUGUUUGUAUUGCUUUACGGAGAAAAAGAUCACUUUUAUAUCACUGAAGAUUCAUACUGAAGCUUGAAGUUUAAAUAUCAAUGGCCAAAAAGCGAAACUAUGAAUCUCAACUGCCGUGUUUAAACAUUUCCGCUCCUAUUUUACUUUUUUGAUGAGAAACAAGUUAACUUUAUAGCAUGAAAUUUAUGAAGAAUCUUCACCUUUCAGAGAAGAAUAGCAAGAAAGUUUUCAAGAAAUUACAUCGACUGGUUUCUCAAAGGAAAAAUAAAGUAUGAUAGGAAGUCUGCGAUGUCACAAACGGAGAUACGUUGUUCCGCACUUUGGUCAUUUAUAUACGAUUUUACCACCUUAAAUUAUAGUGUAUGAUCCUUGCCAAAGGAGUUUCAUACUUUUGCUGAAAGUCUCAUCUGUGACUUUUUUUUCUUAAAAUCUUGCUUUUUGCUCCCUAAUUGUAUAGCUUGCUAUAAAAUCUUGAUAAGAUAAAUAGAAAACAGAAUUCUAGUAUUUAUUUCAUAGUAAAACCAUCUCAUCAAAUUAUUGAAACACAAAAAUUUUAAUUUAUUCUACUGGACUUGGUGCAAUUUGGAGAUGGCGUCUGGUAAGAUAAAUGAAACCAAGUAAAUUUCUGUAAUGUAAGAAGAUAAAGGUAUCAUUCUCUGUCUGUAUUCAAAUUUGCUUGUGAAAGUUUUUUUGAAGUCUUAAUCCUAUUAAUUUUAUAAAUUCGCAAUCUAAUCUGCAAUGAAUAAUGUCACUGUAUCUAUUUUAUUGCAGUUCUUUUUAAAAUGUAUGUCGAACUUCUCAAAUCAUAGAGAUAAGUUUUUUAUACGAUCACCCUUUUUAUUUUACUAUCUUGCCACCAUCAUUUUUACUUAAGCUUUUAUCUAAUUUUACAUAUUCAUUCUCGCUGGUUGAUGCCUAGAGUCUCUCAUCACCCAGAUCAGAGGGUGUAGAUUAGGUCGCUUGGAACCUUUGACGUCCCAACUUUCUUACCCUAAUUUAAGAUUUUUUUGAGUUUUCGAGAACUAACCUAAGUGCAAACCUAGGAAGGAUUGAAUCCAUUUUAUGGCAGGAAUUAUUCACCACAACUAGCAAAUAAGUUUUUGUCUCACUUUGCUCUAAGCGAUUUUAUUACCGGUGUAGAAGAAUGGAUUUCUAGACAUGGUAGGAGCUGCAGCAUCAGAUGGUUUGAUUUCUCAUCGAAAUACCAUAUAAAACUCUGUGUUAUCACAUUACAAAUUUCCAAGAGGAGUUCUUGAGAAAGAUUAUGGCAUUUAUAAUUUGAAUUACAGAACUCUCUUCUUAGAGAUAAGUUCAAAAUCAUUGUAAGUCAAAUUGGCUCUUCAGAAUUAAUUCGUGCAUCCAAUCAGUUAUGCAAGACUUAAGACUUAAGUACUUAAUUUUUAGAAAACUUCCAUCCCUGCUUUCAUUCACUCAUCAACUUAUCGACAAAAAUUAGCUGACAAAGAAAGCUUGAUAAUAAAGUUUAUCGGCAUUAGUCUAGCGCUUGGUUUGAUGUCAGUAGACUUUAGUUUCCUGCAGCCUGAUUGUUGAAAUUUUUUGUUUGUCGGGACGACAUAGAUGACACAGGUUAAAAGGCAGAGCGUGAUUGGUCGGCUAUGUCUUAUCGCUGUUUUUUCGUGUCUUUGUCUGGUGGAGUGGACAACAUACUGUCGGAAACUUAAGAGAUGCUGUUAUCUUGUUGUGAGUUCAACGCGACAUAGGCAUGACAAAGCAGCGAUAAAACAUAGCUGACCAAUCAUGCUCCGCCUUUUAACCUAUGUCAUCUGUGUCGUCCCGACAAACAAAAAAUUUCAACAUUCAGGCUGCUGGGGAGCAAGGAGUUUUAAUAGAUGGACACAGAAAAUGCAAAUUUCUCCAUUAUGAGUUGCUUUUUAAAUGUUCAAUGUGUCUACUUUUUACUCGGUAAAAUUUUUUCUGAGAAAACCUGUGUUGCGUUGCUGAAGUUUUAACCCUGUCUAGUAGUCUAUUUUAGUACAAAAAGUCACGAAAACUUAAGCUUGCCUUUUUCUCUCUUAUAUUUUAGUUUUUUAAACUAUUUUAUUAUGACUAUAUAAAUGUCUGCAUGAAUUUUAUCAUUUUCAUUUCAUUCCUCAAAAUUUUAUGUUUAGAUUUGUGAGGAAACUUUGAAACAAUCUUGCCAAUGUCUGGAAGCCUCAGUGUUCUGUUAAAGCUGAUUUCUAAUAACGGUGUGCCUUUUGUGUCAUUCCGAGCAUAGAAUUUUGCAUGGUGGCUAAGAGGAGUUAAGCUUCGUCACUUUAUCAAUGGUGUAGCCGUAUAGAAUUAAUGAAACUAAUCACUGAAAAUAUGUAAGAAUCAUAUCAUAAAAUAAAUGUAAAAUGUUAAAUUUUUCUGAUUGUAUUGGCCAGAAGAGUCAUGGCUUAAAUGUUAAAAACUUAUGCACCCAUCCUUUGCACAAACUAAAGGACUCAUCGUAGGAAUAGUUGAUUGUUGCCCUUCAUAGAAUGUCUGCCUGAUGAUAUUUGUAGUUAAUGGAUCAUUUCAGGACACAUCAUAGAUCAGAUCUUGAGAUUUUCAAGGAAUUUUAUGCAGAAAUAGCUGAGAACUAGAAGAAUCAGUGUCAGUUCGAGAGCCCCAGUUUGUGCAAUGUGCUUUCCUUUAGGUCUUAGACUUAGACUUAGAGUAAAUGUCAGACUUAACCCAUUCGACUAACACUUUUUAUCCUAAAUUUUUAUAACAUCCCAAAGGUUACUUGGUUAGCGUUAUGCAAACCUGUCUCAUUCACCUUGAGAGUUUUGAAAAAAGACCUGGGUCCAAAAAAUAACUAACCUACACCCAAGUUUUUCUAUUUCAUUGUGCACUAACACCUGUCACUACCUUUUUCCCCCUGAAAUUUAGCACUAUCCUCCGCUUUCAGGAUUCAACUAUCAGCAUCAGCAUGUCUAACAAAAAAAUGGAAGUCAUGAAACGUGAAUGACAUUGUAAGGGACCCCUGGAAUUUGCUCAUCAUUUAAAGAGAUCCAGCAACAGAAAAAUCUCAUUGAAAUAGAUCUUUGGAAGCUUUGGAAACUUUCAGUUUCUAAGCUGAAGUCGGAGCAGUACCUUUGGAUGGUUAGUUUUCAACCUCGAAAAAUAGUUUCCUUCACCAAACGUUUGUAAUCGUGAACUCAAAUGACCUUUCAUCUUGAUGUCAAGGAACUUAUUUACCGAAAAUAAAUAUUUUCAAAAUUUGAAAAAAUUAAAACCUACAUAAAUCAAAAA
Molecule: messenger RNA, 7598 nt
Organism: Bemisia tabaci
Lineage: Eukaryota; Metazoa; Arthropoda; Insecta; Hemiptera; Aleyrodidae
Product: sorting nexin 33-like protein SH3PX1
Biological process (GO): endosomal transport; endocytosis; plasma membrane tubulation
Cellular component (GO): cytoplasmic vesicle; plasma membrane
Molecular function (GO): protein binding; phosphatidylinositol binding
Source: RefSeq, a predicted model, not a curated record